Molecule: messenger RNA, 465 nt
Organism: Parastagonospora nodorum SN15
Lineage: Eukaryota; Fungi; Ascomycota; Dothideomycetes; Pleosporales; Phaeosphaeriaceae
Exons: 3
Coding region: 1-465 (154 amino acids)
Source: RefSeq, a predicted model, not a curated record
AUGCUGCGCAACAAAUCCGACGAGUACAAAGGCCUGGUUAACAAGGAUCUCGAGCUGUCGAAGCAGGAGAUCCCCGCGGGUCACGCUGCGCGGCAUGCGCCCCAUCUCCACAAACAACGACUCAUCAAGACACGAGCAGCAACAACGACCACCUAUACCACGACGGUUCUCCAAGACGAACGACAGUACUCCACUGUUGACGACAGAAUCCUAAAUCGCUACAUCUUUGCAAUUAUGACACCACUGCGACAAACACGGGAACGCUCGUCCAGGGACAGCAUCUGCGACGCGAUGACCUUAACAAGCGAUGAAUACGAGACACUAUAUGCAGAAGUUGAGAGAGAGAUGAGAGAACGAGCUAUAUUAUAUAGCGAGGGUGGUUGCGUCACGACAGAACAGCCCGCUGCAAAGUACGGCGCCCGACAGUCGCCUACGUACAAUCACGCACUUAGCAGUCCGAUGUAA